CGGCAGCGGCGGCCGUGCGGCCGGCGAGAGCGUCCGGCAGGCGGCGACCGUGAGCCUUCCCCGCGGGCCGUCGGGCGGGAUGAAGUGGUCCCUGGUCAGCCGCUUCCUCGUGCUGCUGCCCUGGGGGCUGGUGGUGAUGGUGCUGCUGGACGUGUCGCCCCGCGGCCCGGCCGGGCCCGGCGGGGCCCCGUCAGCCUGGCCUCCGCCUCCGCCUCCGCCGCGGGGCCGCCCGCCGCCUCCUCCUCCUCCUCCUCCCCCUCCUCCGCCUCCCCCGGCGGUGCCCACCAUCUACGCCAUCACCCCGACCUACAGCCGUCCGGUGCAGAAGGCGGAGCUGACGCGGCUGUCCAACACGCUCCGCCAGGUGUCGCGCCUGCACUGGAUCGUGGUGGAGGACGCGGCGGGCCGCAGCGAGCUGGUCAGCCGCCUGGUGGCCCGCGCCGGCCUGCCCUGCACGCACCUGCACGUGCCCACCCCGCGCCGCUACAAGCGCCCGGGCCUGCCCCGCGCCACCGAGCAGCGCAACGCCGGCCUCGCCUGGCUCCGCCACCGCCACCGCCACCGGCCCGCGCCCGCCGUCCUCUUCUUCGCCGACGACGACAACACCUACAGCCUCGACCUCUUCCAGGAGAUGCGAACCACUCGCAAGGUGUCCGUCUGGCCGGUAGGCCUCGUGGGAGGACGACGAUACGAGCGCCCUUUGGUGGAAAACGGCAAAGUCGUUGGCUGGUACACGGGCUGGAGGGCAGAUCGGCCCUUUGCCAUUGAUAUGGCAGGAUUUGCUGUGAGCCUGCAAGUGAUUUUGUCCAAUCCAAAAGCUGUAUUUAAGCGGCGUGGGUCCCAACCGGGCAUGCAAGAAUCAGAUUUUCUAAAACAGAUAACAACAGUUGAGGAAUUGGAGCCCAAAGCAAAUAACUGCACAAAGGUUCUCGUGUGGCACACUCGAACAGAAAAGGUAAAUUUAGCUAAUGAGCCGAAAUAUCACCUGGACACGGUAAAAAUUGAGGUAUGAUGUGAAGAGGCAAUCUGGGGCAUGUGUUUGGUCUGGGAACAUGACAGAGUCUGCUUCUCAGAGCCAGGGCUGCAAAACAUUCAGGUAUUGUUCAAUCUACUAUGGGUGCAACAAUGCCGGCUUUCACCUGGUGGACAUCAUUGUGUGUACAAAACUUCUCAGCUAGUGUAAAAUGUGGGUAUUGUUUUGCAUGCUUUCCAAUUCGAUCUCGGUGCUCCGUCCAUGGUAUUGCUGUAUACGUCAGGGCUAAAGGACACUUGCAGUGGAACCUUUUCCCAUCUGACUUCUUAAAUGGCAGAAUUCAGUAAGUCUGGGCCUCACAAGGAUUGUUUUCUGUCAUUCUUAUCUGAAUGUUGAGGAUUCUGAUCUCUUCAAAUUUGAUGCUUUCUUGAGUGAUAUGAAGCAGAGGAAAUAAAACCCUCAGAAAAGAAUGUGGAUUCAUCUGUUUAAUAUAGGGAAAUAACAUUUUGUCAAUACUAGGCACCAUAAAAUGUAAACACAAUUACUGUAAUAAACCUGGAUAUACUUCAA
Ornithorhynchus anatinus (platypus) is the source of this 1543-nucleotide messenger RNA. RefSeq names its product beta-1,3-glucuronyltransferase 2 (gene B3GAT2). Lineage: Eukaryota; Metazoa; Chordata; Mammalia; Monotremata; Ornithorhynchidae. The record is from RefSeq and is a predicted model, not a curated record. The transcript is spliced from 4 exons. Gene Ontology annotation, molecular function: galactosylgalactosylxylosylprotein 3-beta-glucuronosyltransferase activity. The coding region runs from base 80 to 1012 and encodes 310 amino acids. Gene Ontology annotation, cellular component: Golgi membrane. Gene Ontology annotation, biological process: carbohydrate metabolic process; chondroitin sulfate proteoglycan biosynthetic process.